Nothobranchius furzeri (turquoise killifish) is the source of this 4316-nucleotide messenger RNA. It is a transcript of the gene gpr183a, whose product is annotated as G protein-coupled receptor 183a. The record is from RefSeq and is a predicted model, not a curated record. Gene Ontology annotation, biological process: G protein-coupled receptor signaling pathway. NCBI's taxonomy places the organism in Eukaryota, Metazoa, Chordata, Actinopteri, Cyprinodontiformes, Nothobranchiidae. Gene Ontology annotation, molecular function: oxysterol binding; G protein-coupled receptor activity. Gene Ontology annotation, cellular component: membrane.
GAGAGAGAGAGAGAGAGAGAGAGAGAGAGAGAGAGAGAGAGAGAGAGAGAGAGAGAGAGAGAGAGAGAGAGAGAGAGAGAGAGAGAGAGAGAGAGAGAGAGAGAGAGGGAGGGGAAGCUUUAACAGGAUAUUUAGUCACUAUGGUGACCUACAGCAGAUAUUAAUCUAGAUUUCUGGUUGCCAGGUUGUUUUGUCACGAGGGAGUGACUUUUGAGUUGUCGGCGUCUUUAACAAACUUACAUCCCGUGGAUCAAUGUGACUUCAGUAAAUCUGAGGAGCAGCAUUUUCCAUCUGUGAGUCACUGCUUCCUGAAACAUCAAGAUGGUUUCGACCUCUGAGACCAUAAACAUGACCAUCUUACCCAACGACACGUCCUGUAAGACCCUCUAUGACCACCGGGCUUACGCGCGCAUCUUCAUACCUCUUUUCUACAGCAUUGUGUUUUCUGUGGGCUUGCUUGGAAACUGCCUCGCCCUCCACGUCAUCCGAGCCAAUCAGAAGAAACUCAACUCCACCACUCUGUACUCUCUCAACCUGGUGAUCUCGGACAUCCUCUUCACUCUCUCCCUGCCUCUCAGGAUGCUUUACUAUGCUCAGGGCUUCCACUGGCCUCUGGGAGAAGUGCUCUGUAAGAUCUCAGGUUUCAUCUUCUACAUGAACACCUAUGCAGGAGUCAACUUCAUGACGUGCCUGAGCGUGGACCGUUUUAUCGCCGUGGUCCUGCCCCUGCGCUUUGGCAAGUUUAGGAAAGUGGGAAACGUCCGUUACAUCUGUGUUGGUGUGUGGCUGUUGGUCCUGGCACAGACGCUCCCCCUCUUUGGCAUGCCUAUGACCAACAGUGAAGAUGGAGGCUACAUCACCUGUAUGGAAUACCCCAACUUUGAAAAGGUGGACAACAUUUCCACCAUUCUGAUCGGUGGGGUCUUUCUAGGAUUUAUCAUCCCUGUGGUCACCAUCCUGGUCUGUUAUUCCGUCUUGUGCUCCAAACUCCGCCUAUCGGCUAAGACCAACCAUUUAACUGAGAAGUCUGGCCGCAGUAAAAAGGCCAUCGGUGUGAUCUGCUGCGUCUCUGUGGUGUUCGUCGUCUGUUUCAGUCCUUAUCACAUUGACCUCCUACAGUACAUGAUCCGCAAGUUGGUGUCGAACCCCGACUGCACCGAUCUGACCGCCUUCCAGGUGUCGCUACACAUAACGGUGUGUUUGAUGAACUUAAACGCCUGCUUGGACCCAUUUAUCUACUUUUUUGCCUGUAAGGGAUACAAAAGGAAGCUCCUGAAGCUGCUGAAGCUACAGGGCAGCAUUUCCUUCUCCAGUGCAGUGAGGACACCAGAAGGUUCCACCAAGGACUACACUGACGGCAACAAGAUCCAACUGAACUCUGAAAGAAUAAACGAAAGGAGAUUAAACUCGACUGAUCAAAGUUGAGAACUUUGGUGAGACUGAAACAGCUUUGAAGACAAACUGCUGCUCGACACUGUCGACAGCUGAUCAUCAAUACUGCAAUCUAUCAGCAUUCAGUGGAUUAUUUCUAACAAAGGAUUUAAUCUUAUUUCUUUUAAUUAAAUGAGCACAUCAUCUCUUUGAGCAACGACUUGACAUUUGUCAAAUGAGCAUGAGAUGCAACAUUUUUGCAGCUAUGCAGACAAAGGAAAAAAAACCUGAACAUUUUUUCCAGCAAAGAAAGGAAAUGAAUAAGUGACAGUGUUACAUCAAUGCAAAAGACCCUUAUCGUCCGCUCUAAACACAAGUGAUCAUCAGUUUUCCGUUUCUCAACCAUCAAUUAAUGAGCAAGAGCAAACAUAAAAUGUUUUACACCACCAUUAAAGGGAUAGCAUGCAACCUUUUCAUAUUUUUAAUGAUUUCCUUGAGCCAGUAUGUGUUAAAAUGACCUCUGUGGCCAGAAUACCAUAUUUGCAACUUUAGAGUGUCAGGCUGCCAUAUGCUGACCUAGAAUAAAAUUGAGCUGACAUACCUGGCAUUGCAGUCUGCUCCCAGCACUUUUCCUGCAUGUUUUAGAUCAUCAACACAGCUGAUUUGUUUCAUUUAGUGGUGACUUGCUCCUAUAGAAACUAACGAAGGCUGAGGAGACAUUUUCAGCUGUUAGAUUAAAGCCUGGGGCACACCGGAGGCACACACGCCGUGUCGUGCCGCAUCGCAACUGCACCAUUUUUUAAAAUAGAAGCCAUUAUAGUUAUUGAGAGUGACUACACGGGGAGCUCCGCUACCUAGAACGGCCACACUGAGGCGCUGAAGAUUAGCACCAGUUCUAUCUAUCUUUGUUUAAAACAUUGGGGAGUUCUUUUCAACAGACGUUACGACGGCUUUACGGCACAAAUCCAACCGCAGUUUUGAUAACUUUAAAGUACUAUUAAUCUUAAAAUAUUCUAAUAGAUAGCGUACGUACCAAUUUUUUUAUUAAUUAAUCUCACAAAACACGACGACAAGUCUAAUCACAUAUAAACAAUAGAGUCACUUCCCGCUUCCUGUUCUCAAGUCCUGAGUGAUGUUGUGACUGUUGUGCGACUUUCCAAGAAGUGCAGCACGUCCUGUGUGACCUCUUAACUUCUCAAAAUCGUGGGUGCAACGCGACGCGUCUCCCUCCAGUGUGCCUAAGACUUAAGGCAGGGGUGCCCCAACCUGGUCCUGGAGGGCUGGGCGGCGUCCAGCAAGUUUUAGGGUGUUUCUCAAUGUCAAGGCGCCUGGCCAUGCGAGGCCAGGUGCCUUACUUAUGAGGACCCUAUCCUUCCUUGGUCAAAGAAAACGGUUACAAGGAACAGACUUGCAUCAAGUGGCCCCGGCUUCCACGGCGGUCACGUAAUGGCACGUGACAUGGGAGACAACGUUAUGUAUUAGUUUCGAUAUAAACAUAUGUUACGCCCUCUAUUGGUGGAUAAGGAGAAGGACAGGGAGUAACACAGAGGCAUGUGUUUCAGGUGUUAAAAUUGUAAACAAUGAUUUGAUUAAAAGGAUUUUAAAAUGACACAAAGUUCCAAAUCUAUAUCUUUAACACUGUUAAAAUGUUCAAGGGUUUGCGUUGAAAAAAGACAUCCGAAUGCUCCCAAACAUUCACAAAUGUUUGGGAGCGGUCCCGCUUCGCUGCCCCCGACCCAACCGGCUGAACAGCCUUACUCGCUCCCCUCCACCCCGUCCUCUACCUCAACUGAGGCCGAAGCGAAGCUGGACCGCCGUCUAGAAGGUCAAGUGCCUCAUCCUCUCCCUUCCUCCUGGCAGCUCUCCCUUUUAUGCUGCUCAGGAGGUGAUCAGCCCAAGUGAGUGCAGCUGUGCAGGUAGGAGAAGGAGGCAAUGCACUGAUUGUCCUCUAGCGUCAGAUCUCGGAGACAAACAGCAACAGCUGUAACAACAUACAACAAGCCUUUUAUUUUUUAAAUUGUGUGUUACUACCCGCUAGCCAUCGAAGCUGCAACUACUAAGCAACUAACCAACAAUAGAUAACUUCUUUGGAUCUAAAAAACCUUUUAAAAUUAGUUGACUUACUUUUAAAUUUGAAAAUUGUCCCCGAAGUAGCUGCCGGCUUCAGAUCCGACGUCCUUUUGAAAAUACUGCGGUGUAUUAUGGGUAAUUUUUGACCAAGGCUAGGCUACAAGAUACCUCCCGUGUAUCCUCGCUCAGCUAUCUAAACGACUAACAAAUGGAGAACACACGCCUUGGUAGAACAUGAAUAUUGGAACACGUCUUGUCGACUCCCAAUGACGUAUCUCCUAGGCAACCGGGGUGGGGCCAAGACAUCAAGGCGAGGUUCCUUGGCAUUGAGAAACGCUCUUAGUUUUAACCCUACAUCAACACAUCUGAUUUCAAUCAAUAGGUGAUUAACCGGCUUGUGCGGAGCCCAAGGAGUUGCUGCACAGGUGAUUCAACCAUUUAAUCAAGUAUGAAACCACAAAACCUGCUGGACCAGGAUUGGGCAUCCCUGGUUUAAGGUGUUAAAAAGUCAAAUGCCCAGCGAGGAGAUAAGUUUCACUUUUGCUGUGACCACGGAUUAUUGUUAACGGACACUAGGGGGUGCUAAAAACAAGCAAACCUGCUAGAAUCCCUUUAAAUCUUAGUUCCACACAUUCUUAAUGAUAAUUUGCAAUGUCACAACAGACAAAUAACAUUUAAAGAAAAGCUGUAUGUUGUAUGAAUAAGUUUAAUCUUCAGUAGAAAUGUAAACGUCUUUACGUGGUUUUAUAGGGAUGUAUGUACCUAUGUUUGUUUUUUAUAAUUCAUACCUUUUUUUCUCAUUGAAAAUUUUGUGAAGUUCUGUAAUAAUUUCUGUAAAUAAAUAAUAUACAGUGAGAAUAUUCUGUAAAUAGGCC